Molecule: messenger RNA, 708 nt
Organism: Rotaria sordida
Lineage: Eukaryota; Metazoa; Rotifera; Eurotatoria; Philodinida; Philodinidae
Source: the annotation of a GenBank genome assembly
AUGAAUCAAUCGUUUAUUUUACCAUCAAAUUGUACUUAUAUAUCAAGUAAUCGAUGUUCAGUUAAACUUAUAUUUUGGUAUGAACAAAGAAAUUAUAUUGUUAAAUUUUCAGGUGAUUUAUUAAAUGAUGAAAAUAUUGAUGAUAAUAGACAUUUUAUUAUGAUUGAAGUAGCUAUGAAAAGAUUUUUUUCCUAUGAUAUUAAUUAUAUAUGUAAAGAUAAAGAUGAUUGUACUCGAUAUUUUGCUGAAAAAAAAAUUAUUGAAAUGAGACAACGAUCAUUUAAUAUUUCAAAUAUUUAUAAUGAUCUUAAACAAAUUUUAUAUAAAAAUACAAAUUUAGAUAAUGAUUUACUUUGUUUUGAUUCAAAUGAAGCUAUACGACAAUGUACUGUUGCUGGAAUUAUUGGUUCAUGUCAAAUUAUUGAUGAUCUUAUUAAAUAUAAAAUUUAUCGACGUUCAUGUCAACAUCAUUCUCAAGAAUCAGCUAGUGUUAAUAUUUAUGAUUCGAAUAAUUUUGCAAUCAUGACUGUUAAAUGUAAUCGAAUGCUAUGUAAUGGACCAUUAACAAUACAAGCUGUAAAAAAUGUCUUAAAUCACUAUAAUAUUACGGAUAUUAAUGGUCGACUAUUGGGGAAUAGUUCACGUAUAUCAUUGAAAUAUUAUUUAUUUAUAUUGAUAUUUUCUGUAGAUUUUUUUUUUCGAAUUUAA